AUGGCUUAUGGUCGCACGAACGCGAGAAAAUCCCCCGAGGUGACUGCUGCAAGGCUGCUCCAGAACUGGGUUCUUGAUCGAAAGCCACUUGAACCCCCACCCGUGAUAGAAAUCCUUCUUGACGACAAUGACCCAUAUAAAAAUUUCCUUUCGAGCCCAUACUAUUUUAUGUGUGCAACGCUUCAUGAUACCAACAAGGCGGAAACUUCGCCUCAUUCGCGCAAUGCCGACCUCGCUGGUACACUUGUAUCAUCCCUUCAUCGAGUCAAGGAUACCGAAAACAAUGAUGUCGGAUAUUUCGUCUUUCAGGACCUUUCCGUUCGAAAGGAGGGCGAUUUCCGUCUGAAGUUCAGCCUGUUUGAGCUGCAGCGCGGCGGAGACGGUAUGACAGCAUCAUACAUCAAGUCGACAUUAUCAAAACCAUUUAAAGUGUACUCGAGUGCCAAAUGUCCACCGCCUCUUCCCUCAACCUUCCUCACCAAGCAUUUGCAGGAGCAAGGCAUCAAGUUGAGAACCAAGAAGACACAGAAUUCGCAUGGACGACGAGCCCGUCGACCAGAAGAGUGGUCAAGCGAGCUUCCACAACAAGCAAAUAACGCCCCCGUCCUCAACCGCCUACCCAUCCCACGGUCGAUGACAGACUCUUAUCAAAACCGAUUUCCUUCUACGCACGGACAGAACCACUUUCGUCGGGAUUCAGGCGGCGGUUAUCAAGUGCCACUAGACACGAACUUUGCUUAUGGCGAAGGCUCUUACGCUCAGACUUCUUAUGGGUCAGAUUCAUUGCCGUAUCGACAUUUCGAUCGCAGGCAAGACCCAGCUCCGAAAAGGCACAAGAGAAAUCCUUCCUUUCCCGAUAUUGACACGCGUUACGUGCUUGGGUCCCACAAAAGUACCUCUCAUGGUAACGAAGAGGAGCCCACCACACCGCACUCCGCUAGCACAUCCUUCAACGACAAUUACUUCUCGCAAUACGUUACUCAGGGUAGAUCAAAUGAUUCGCCAUCCUCAAGAACGCUUAUGAGCCAGCCACGGAGGCAAUACUCAUCUGCAGAAUCCAAUCAUUACCCUACGCCAGAUAGCUCAAGAAGUUAUCAAGGGCACGCUGCCAAUCGUCUCUCGGUGGGUUCUGAGCUGGCAAUGGGAUAUGGCGGGUCCACUGAGCCCGGUAGACACCAUUAUCCCUCCUCUGCAGAGACACAAGGCUCCAUACCUGCGCCAGCAGCCAUGCACCCACCCGUCCAGGGGCCCAGUAGGCCGUCUCCCACGAGUGAUUCCCGGUAUUGGCAGGGUUCUUUUGAGAACUCGACCUCUUAUGGAGCCUAUCACAGUCGCAAUCCUUCCAUUAAUGCACUUCCCACCGGCCAUCUACUCCCAGCACCUACGAGCCUGCAAUCCAGAUCAUCCAUGGAAAAUUCUCUACAUCAUUUUUGA
Molecule: messenger RNA, 1434 nt
Organism: Endocarpon pusillum Z07020
Lineage: Eukaryota; Fungi; Ascomycota; Eurotiomycetes; Verrucariales; Verrucariaceae
Exons: 7
Coding region: 1-1434 (477 amino acids)
Source: RefSeq, a predicted model, not a curated record